Messenger RNA from Trichomonas vaginalis G3, 2568 nucleotides. RefSeq names its product armadillo (ARM) repeat-containing protein family. The transcript has a single exon. The record is from RefSeq and is a predicted model, not a curated record. Lineage: Eukaryota; Parabasalia; Trichomonadida; Trichomonadidae. The coding region runs from base 1 to 2568 and encodes 855 amino acids.
AUGGAUGACGUUGGAGAGAUAAUUCAAGCGUCUCUCCAACUCAAUUCCACAAAUACUGAAGAAGUUCAAGUUGCUAAUGACUUUUUAUGCCGUUGGCAGAAAGAACACGAUUCUUUAAUGAUGGCUUUAGAGAUUUUGAAGACAAACCAACAAGUUUCUCCACAAGUAGUUGCAUGCUCAGCAAUAAAAUACCAUGCCAAGACGGAUUGGUUCGAUUUUUUGCAAGAAGAACGUAGAGAAGUUCGAGAUUUUUUACUAAAAAUCUGCCAGGAGAAUUCAUUUUCAUAUCCUAUAUCGAAAAAAUUUAUAGAUAGAACUAUCGCUUUGAUUGGUAUAGUUGAAUUCCAGAGUUGGGAGACAUUUUUCAUAGAUGCACUUAGUUUGCCAACAUUUGACGUUUUACUUAACUUCACAUCAAUAUUAUCAGCGACAAAUCUCAUACAGAACUCAGAAAAGCAGAUUAUAAGAUACUCUUACACUCAAUUUUUCCCAAAUUUUAUUGAAUUAUUAUUAAACAAAAUGGAUCUCACAGGAUUAGAGAUUCUUACAAAAAUAUCAGCCUUCCUACCAAUGGAGCUCCUAGAAUGCUCCAAUUUCUUCAGAAUCCUUUGCACAACUUAUAUUCACGACCAAACAUUUCAAAAAGAAGUUAUGCGAAUAAUAUACAGUUUCAUUUGUCUUAGGCCAGAUGCCUCUCAAUAUUUUACUCAAUUUGAAGAUGUUUUACUUCCAAAUAUUUUAUUAGCUUGUGAAACGAGCACAACGCCAAUUACAUGCCUUGCAUCGAUUAUACAUCAGCAAGGAAUAUCAUUCUACAUCACACAUCUUGAUAAUGAAGAAGCAAUUUUAAUAUUUCGAAAAUCCCUUUUUGUUUUAUCAGAUUCAUUGAAAUUUAUAGGUAUUACACGUCUCUACUGGACACUUUGGAGCACAAUGAUCGACUAUUUCGCUCUAGAUUCUUCAAGUGAUUUUCUUGUCGAAUUUUAUCCAAUUUUAUUUGACAAUUUCGUUAAAAUCAUACUCCUCGAGAACGAAGGCAGCUUUGCGAUCACACCCCAAGCGAUUCUGGCCGUCCAAAAACUUUAUCAAGCAUCUCCUGAAAUAAUUACAACGGGAUUGGAGAAUUUAGAGAUGUCCUCCAACCUCAUUGGAAUUCUUACAGCACUACAGAGCCUAAUGAAUCAGAGUACUGUUGAACAGCACAUUUCCGAUUUUUUCGAAUACGCCAGUACAACAGAAGAUAGCGAAAUUUACGUUGCGCUUUUGCUAUGUUUGCAAAAUUCCCCGCAACAUAUCUCUUCCUCUCAAGUUUUGCAAGAAAUUUUCGUAAAUGUGAUUUCAUUUGCCGUAGAAACAGAAGAUGAGCAAAUAUCGAAUGCGGCAGUAACUAUGCUGGUCAAUUUCAAUGCAAACUACCCAGAAGUUGUUUGCCACGGACCUUUACUUCAACAAUUAUACGAAAUUAUCAAUCUUGCAACAGCUUACUCAAAAACAGUGUCAGAACUAUUCAUAUUAGUUGUUAGAGGUAUCAGAAGAGUAAAGAAAUCAAUUCCUGUACAGGUUUUGACUAAAAUUACGCAAGGACCUCUACAACAGUUCGUAAACUUGGCCGGAAACAUCGAAACAAUAUCGGAUGAAGAUGAGAGAUCGUAUGCGAUAUCGUUGUUGAGCCUCGUACAAGUAAUUGUCGCUGAAGCAAAGGAAAUCGCGAUAUCUAUUGGAGAAAUCGUAGUUUCGACAGCAUUAAAUUUGAUAACGACACUUAAAGAUUAUAUACAAGGCAAUGAUAAGAUCAUUGAUUACUCAUUUCGUGUUCUUUUGUCAAUGAUUUUAUCAUCUCCUCAAGAUCGAGUACUUUCUGACACAACAACCGCUGUAAAAGUACUUGCGGCAAUCCCUGAGUUCUCAGGAUACGCAAUGAGAGUGUUCGCUUUAAUUCGAAAGCAACAUCUUUCAAUUUCCUCACUUUUUGAGGAGAUUUUUCAUAAUUUCAUCAAUCCAGCGAUAGAAGAUAUGGGCGAGGACUCUAUAGAAGCUUUUAAUUGUCUGAGAGAGUUCCAUUUUAUCCAGAUUUGCGAAGAUUUCCCAACUGAUUUGGUCAAAUCCGCCAUUUCUAACAUUCCUUUCCACGGAAUAUCAACUGUCAUCACUUUUAUAGAGGAUAUGUUCCACUCAUGUCCACCCGGCAAGAUGAAAAACCUUCUAGAAAAGGAUGGAAGUGAAAUAAUCGACAUUAUAACGACGAUUAUUACCGAUAACUUUUAUGACAGGUUUUUUUCGAUUGCCAUGGGUUUGUACUGCAGAUUUAUCUACUACAGUCUGAAGUUCAACAUCUCAAUUACAGAUAUCCUCGUUGAAAUGUUCGCAAGGAAAAUGGCUGUUGUUGACAAUUCUUCGAUUGUUGAAUUCGUGAAUUUAAACAUGAGAAAUUGCACUGAUGUGCAGACAAUGGCUACAAACUUGUGGAAACUUAGGACACUGAAUAUGUGUGGAGGAAUGACUCCUCAAGAAGAUCAACCAAUUGACGAAGAACCAAUUGAUUUAGAUAUUUCAACUUUAUCAAUAUAA